AUGGUGGGCGCAGCAUUUGCCGCUGCAGCCCCGCAAGUCCCGUCAUGGCAGCUAGGGUACGGUGAAAACGGCAAUCUCGGCGGCCUUCUCCUCGCCAUCUUCGCGCCCACGAAGGGAUUCGGGAACUUUGUGCUGGUUGUCCUUGCGCUGAAUACAUCAUGUGCUGCGGCGCCUACGAUGUACAGUUUCGGCACGAGCUUUUUGGCUAUCACUCCUGCUUUGGCUCGGGUCCCUCGAUAUAUCUUCGUGAUUAUCUCUGAGAUAAUAUUGAUCCCCCUAGCCAUCAUCGGAGCCAAACGAUUCUACAGUACAAUAGUCAACGUCCUAAGCGUAAUAGGCUACUGGACAACCGCCUACGGCAUCAUCAUCCUAACCGAACACUUCCUCUUCCGCCACGCCUCCUUCCGGUCCUACAACACCGCGCACUGGGACCAAAGCCGACAUCUACCCGUGGGGAUCGCAGCCGCCGCGUCGUUCCUUUGCGCAGUGGCGUUCAUUGUGCUGUGUAUGGAGCAGACGUGGUUUACGGGCCCGAUUGCGAAGAUGGGGACGGGGGAUAUAGGCGUGUUUGUUGCUGCUGGCGCGGCAGUUGUGUUUUAUGUCCCGCUUAGAGCGCUGGAGAGGAAGGUGUGGCCUGGAAGAUAA
Psilocybe cubensis is the source of this 645-nucleotide messenger RNA. RefSeq lists its product as uncharacterized. Bases 1 to 645 code for a protein of 214 amino acids. The transcript is spliced from 4 exons. Gene Ontology annotation, cellular component: plasma membrane. Gene Ontology annotation, molecular function: transmembrane transporter activity. NCBI's taxonomy places the organism in Eukaryota, Fungi, Basidiomycota, Agaricomycetes, Agaricales, Agrocybaceae. The record is from RefSeq and is a predicted model, not a curated record. Gene Ontology annotation, biological process: transmembrane transport.